This is a messenger RNA of Polyodon spathula (Mississippi paddlefish), 3725 nucleotides long. Its product is annotated as ellis-van Creveld syndrome protein-like. The record is from RefSeq and is a predicted model, not a curated record. Bases 358 to 3246 code for a protein of 962 amino acids. Lineage: Eukaryota; Metazoa; Chordata; Actinopteri; Acipenseriformes; Polyodontidae. Gene Ontology annotation, biological process: smoothened signaling pathway. The transcript is spliced from 20 exons.
UUUCCCAAGCUUAUUGGGGAGUGGGAUCAGCUUUGUUGGUACAGUAGCUGUAGUUAUAUAUAUAUUUUUUUUUCCUCGUACCGGUUCUUGUUACUUUAAAAGUAGUAUUUACUUAUUCUUCAGACGACAUAGUGAAUUUGUUGGAAAACAUUCUAAACGCUGAAGGAAUGUAGGGUGGCUAAAGUAGUUAUUGAAUUGCGCAGUAGUAUUUGUUUUGUUUUGACAUUGUUGCAGCACAUUCGUGCGUGAACAGUAUGCAGCUGGCCUCAGUCAGGCGUGCUUCGAAAACAAGACCUCGAAAGUACAAUACUGAGCGGUGUGUUUUUAGUUUUAGUUUAAAGGUGUAAACCUUUAGCUAUGAGUGACUCGGAUAUACUUUUCACAUGUUCUAGUCAUGUUUCUAUCGGAUUUGCCGAGUCCUUCCAAGUUUUUCCAGGGCUAUUGGCGGUAGCCAUAGUUAUAGGGGUGAUCAUUGGAAUCGGCGUAGCAGUUCUGUUGUACAGAUUUGUACUGAAGCCAGCUGUGCUCGGGGAAAAGUUUCAGGAAUAUGAUUCAAAAAAACUUUUUGAGAACACAGACCUGGACAAAGAAGACAAUCAAAGUGAUUGUGCCAGUUUUGCCAAGAAGCAAUCUAAUAGCAAUUUCAUCAGUGAUAAGGAAAGAAAGCUUCCUUUAAACAGUGAUGUUGCUGCUUUUGCUUUAAGGGCAAAAGUUGUCUAUCCAAUCAACCAAAGAUACAGACCUUUGGCAGAUGGAGCUUCCAAUCCCUCACUACAUGAGAACUCUAAGCUGGUAAUCCUGCCCAAUCAGAUGCAGGAGGGUUCUACCUCAUCCAGCCUUGAGUCACUAAGCCAAGAUGAUGAAGAUGACAGUAGCCAUUUUAUAUCUUCAUCACCACUCCCUAAAGAAUUUCAGAAUGAAAAGGUUAUGAAACUGACAAGGUUUCCAGAAACACUCAUUUACACCAGUUUUGAUUCUCGGAUAAGCCUUUACAACUUGGGCUUACAGAGUUUGGAGCAAUUGGACACAGAACUGAGGGAAGAGAGACAUAUGCUUUUUCUUCAGGUGUUCAAAAUUCUCCUGAAUGACUGGUUUCAUAAGGGGAUCAUUGAUGAACCCUUUUACAGCAGUACUCUUUUAUUGCAAGAAAAGGAAUUAGGAGAGCUAAACAAGCAAUUACAUUUAAACCAGCCAGACAUGGAAAGAGCUGGGGAUCCUGAUGCAAGCUAUUGUACUUCUGAGGACAUAGAGAAAAUAGAAAAGCACUGUUUGGAAAAUGGACUUCGAAUGAUAGCAGGUUUCAACAAACAGGUUGAAGGCGCUUGUCAACACUUACAAAACAAACCCACACUUACAAGUGAGGUAGUGAACAAGUUCAUUGUGAAACUAACUGAGCAUCUCUUGCACGUGGAGAGCCUCAUGAAUGAGACCCAGGGUAUGCAUAUAAUGAAUAUUGAAGAAAAACUCAUUUGGUGGGAGUACAUAGCAGGCACACUUCAGGCUCAGCUGUGGCUUGUACAACAGGAAGGAACUUGUCGACUAAAGGUUGCAGCAAAGGUCCUGGAGCAUCUUACCAGUGAUGGUGAACUUGCUUUUCAAGAAAUGGAGAACAUGCUAUCGGAUCUACAGUAUAACUUCCAGGAGGAAAUCAAGUUGUACACCAGUGAGUGUACGAAGCACACCAAAGGCCUUGUUAAUGAAAUGGUCAAGAAGAUGGAUUCCAAAAAGAAGAAACUAAAAAAGAGACAAGAAAAGGAGAAAAUGCGUGUCCAAGAUAGUGUGCAGCAGAUCUGUGAUGCCAUGGAGUUUGUGAAUGCCUACCAUAGUCUCUUGGCGAAGCAGAGGCAGGACUCUAGUGAUAUGGAGGGCGUGGAGGACAUGAGAAUCAUUGAUGGCAUAACUGAUUUGUGGAAGAGGCAGCAUUCGUCUUGCUCCGAGAAGAUGGAGAAAAUGGUGAAAGAGAUGUUCCUAGUAACCCUACCGAGCCGCACAGAAUUGCCUAUGAAAAAAUGUGAACUGCUGAGGCAAGAAGCAAGGCAAGAUUUAAGUGCUCAUUUGCAAACUGAAGAAGCAAAUCUAAAAGCCUAUUUAAAACUUUUCAAAGAUCAACUUGUACGGGGGAAACAGGGUUGGCUUGAAGAACAGUCGCUGUCCACAGCCAGGCUAAAGCACCUCGCUGAGCAGCAGGAGAAGCUUCUCCAGGGAAUUCUAGUCAGACAAAGAGAUCUGCAUGAUGGAAAUGGAAAACUGAUUCAACUGAAACAUUCCUUAUUUUUUCAGUCAGUCAAUAACCAGUUUUCAGCUAGACAGUUCAGCCUUGGAGCACUGAAGGAAAUUAGACUGUCAAGGCUGAAGUGCUUGUUGAAUGAACUCCGCCAAGAACGCACAAAAGAAAUAGAAAGUGAUGACCUGAGUAAAACGCCAGGAAAUCAGCAGAAGCUACAGGAUAAGGAAACCAGCAUUUCUGAAGUGGAGAGGAGACUAGAGCAGGAGACACAGCUGGUACGACUGGAAUUUCAACAGGAGCUUAUCUCAGAGCUGUGUACAGCUGCUGAGCUUUUACAGGACCACACGGAGCAUGUGAUUGGACAUGCUCUGGUUCUGAACGCACGUCAUCAAGUAGCACAACCCACCUCUGAGGAGAAUGAAGGCUUCAAGGUCCUGUUGAAAGAAGCUGCUACUGAGAGUGUCUAUGUGACCAGGGAAUCUGUUAAUAAACUUGCACAGAACUAUUUUACUCGGUUAGAGAACAUCACAGAAGUCUUGGAACAUGAUAAACAGCAGCGUUUACGACAUCUAGAAGACAUCUGUAAAAAUAAACAGAUAAGUCAAAAGCAGCUAAAUGAAUCCCUUCAGAAGGAGCUUGCUAAUUGGAGUAAAAAACCAACAUCGACUGAGUUUCACCAAAGAGUAGUUUUGCAAAAGAAAAAAAUCCUGACCCAGUAUGAUUUGAAUCAUGAAGCAACACUUGAGUUUCUAAGGCAAAAGAAGUCUGUCCUUGAUCAUAUGGAAAAACACCUUGAUGGACAACUGCAGGAAGCAGAGGAAAUCUUCAUGACACAGCUUGCAGCAUUAGCUAGAGUUCCACUGGGGAGGUCAAAUUCCUGUACUAAGGAUACCUCUUCAGACAUGAAAAAAAAGUCAGCUACUUUACACAGAUCGGAGGAGCCAAAGAAAAGUUGGAAAAAUCUUCAAUCAUCACUCCCUCAGACAACGCAUAUUGAACUACCUAAAAUAAAUGACUAAAAUGUGUACUUAAAACAGAGUUAGAGAUAGGGAUAUUUGUAAAGCAAAUAAGGUUCUGUAACAAGUUUUUGGGGUCACCAUGGGUAUUGUGAAAAUGUUAAGUCGACAUACAUUUUUUGUCCAAUAAAUGUACAUAUUCAAUCUUUAAAAUUACAAUUGGUACUUUUUUUUUUGCUGAUGGAUAUUAUCAUAUUUCUAAUAUAAAAAUCCAGUUUGUACUGUACAGGUUGUACAUAUUUUCUUUUCGUCUGAUUUUGGUCGCCUGGUCCAGAGAACCAAUAGAUCUAAAUCUUUUGCUUGGCUUUUUUAAAUUUAUUUUUCUUUAGCUCCAUCUACUGGAAAAAAAAUGUAUACAGACCUCUAAAGGGGUUAUGGUACAGUAGCAUUGGAAUUCAUAAAUUGUAUGACUUUUCAUAGACAAAGAGAAGGAGAUAUGAUCCCUUUUAUUGGACUAACUAAAUAAUAAUUUUUCACAAGCU